Molecule: messenger RNA, 150 nt
Organism: Phycomyces blakesleeanus NRRL 1555(-)
Lineage: Eukaryota; Fungi; Mucoromycota; Mucoromycetes; Mucorales; Phycomycetaceae
Exons: 2
Coding region: 1-150 (49 amino acids)
Source: RefSeq, a predicted model, not a curated record
AUGUCGUCAACAACAUUUCCUAAUGGUUUGGGUACUGAUGCUGUCCGUGUCAGUCCUUUUUACUUGCAAAUGCUCGAUCAACAUCACGACUCUAUUCCUCCAACUAAGAUUCUUGGAGUCGGCUACUUUGAUUACUAUAAGGAUCACUGA